Messenger RNA from Kickxella alabastrina, 1695 nucleotides. Its product is annotated as peptidase S28. Gene Ontology annotation, biological process: proteolysis. Bases 150 to 1574 code for a protein of 474 amino acids. The transcript is spliced from 3 exons. NCBI's taxonomy places the organism in Eukaryota, Fungi, Kickxellomycota, Kickxellomycetes, Kickxellales, Kickxellaceae. Gene Ontology annotation, molecular function: serine-type exopeptidase activity; dipeptidyl-peptidase activity. The record is from RefSeq and is a predicted model, not a curated record.
CAGGUUUUGAUACUUUUUUUUAUUAUUUCUUACAUGUCUUAUUAUAUUAUAUUUGUUUAAUUUAGCAAUUAUUUGUUUAUAGCUAGUAUACACGUCCGCAACUACGACCACAACCACUGUCUGCCAUCCAUUAUUUUAUUUUACUUACGAUGAUUCCUAUUUCUCGUACACUUAUUCUGGUAGCAGCUUUUUCCGUGCUGACAAGCGCAUUGACAAGUCCCAUUUUCAACGUCAAAAUCCUCGCUAAAAGAGACAUUUCCGAAAAUUCUGCCAUCGAGGGUUGGUUCAACCAGACCGUCGACCACUUUGGAAGCAACACAGACAUAUGGGCUCAACAAUACAUGGUCAACUACGAAUAUUACAAGCCCGGUGGGCCAAUUAUUAUUUUGACGCCUGGCGAGGCCGAACUCAGCGACGUGUAUGCAGUCAGCACGCACUUCACAGAGUUAGCAGAAUCGACCAAUGGUAUCUUAGUUGCUGUCGAGCACCGCUUCUUCGGACAGUCCAACCCAAUGGCCGACUUGUCUGCCUCCAGCUUAAAGUACUUGACAUUGGACAAUACAUUGGAGGAUUUUGCUCAGAUAAUUCGCGCGGCCAAAACUAGUCCAGAAACAUUAUUUCCCUCUGCAAAUGUCUCGACCAACUCGACCGUUAUUUUCACCGGUGGGUCGUACGGCGGUGCUAUUGCUGCUUGGAUGCGCGCCAAAUAUCCUGAAUUGGUGACUGCCGCCUGGUCAUCUUCGGCCCCAGUAUACAGCUACCGUGAAUUUUAUCAGCUCGACCAGGCGUUCGGCAAGCAUCUCGAAACACGCGGCUGCGUCAAAGACCUCGACGCCAUUCUGCUUUCUGGCAACCAGACAAUUAUCGAUACAAUGCAGGCCAAAUUCGGCAUUGUCGGAAUGCCAACACAGGAUUUUGUCGCGCAACUAGCAAACAUUGCCUCGUCCAAUGUGAACUCGCCGGUGAUGUUAAAUAAUGACAUGGUGGACAGAACCAUUUGCAGCUUCUUCAAUGGUUACCGCGCAUCAUUGGACUCUUAUCUUAUGGCGCUGGUUUCUAUAGUUGAUGGAUACACGCCACCCAUGCAGUUCAACUCAUCCAAGACUGGCAGCGGGCGCCUGCGGAUGAGACAGAGUGACGAGUCUGUUGAUAUUUCUUUGAACCAAGUGUAUCGCUCGUGGCAUUAUAUUUCCUGCACGUGGUUUGCCGAUUGGCAGGUUGCAGCGCCGGCAGACUCCGGCCUUACAUCCUACCGCUCGCAGCUGAUUACCGCAGAUACAUGGGAGUCCGACUGCCAGACUGUCUUUGACGACAGUAUUGCGCUGCCCGUGGAUGUCGCCAGCCACAAUGACAAGUGGUUUGGUAUUCUCCAAAAUGCCACGCAGAUAUAUUACACUGUCGGCGAGCUUGAUCCCUGGCGUGGAUCCACGGUAAUUCUAGAAGACAAUAAGCUGUUGCCGGAAACACUGGACAUCUCUAUGUUUGAUAUGCAGUUGAGUAACCGGCUUGACCUGAACAGCGUCAAUGAGGCCCGUAGGCUGGGCGAUGAGCUUAUGAUAAAGUGGAUAUCCUGAUCGCGUGCAUACAACGGGCUAUAGUAAUGUCAUUUUCCUAUUGUAACAUAUAUUUAUUUUUCGAUAUACGCUUUUUACUUUUGAUAGCAAAUUUAAAAAUACUGUUGAUUUUUAACGUGUG